AUGCACAGAUUCGAUACCUUCAUCAAGAGGUACUGCGAGUUUCCGAUGGAGUCUGAAGACGGAGGACCGGAUGCUUACCUUGACGCGGUCUUUGACUUCAUAUCGCUGCGCCAGAUCGACAUCUGGGACUUCGCGCUUGACGAGUUCAGCGCAUUCUGGUUCAGCCGAUCGUUGAAGCUUGACCCAGCUGCGCUUUUCGACUUCGGAAUCGAGCUGCUUACUGAUCAUUUCUGGGAUGUGUGGCGCUCUGCGUUGGGCAUUCAUCCCACGGUACCGGCUGACAGCAUGUUCAACGACAUAUACGGAGACAAGAGCAAGGCAAUGUUGACGCGGAUCAAGACUUUUGUACGCGGAGCUCACAAUGGCGAGUUCGCUGACCCGGAUGCCGGAAUUCCAGCCCAACACUCCAUUUUCACGUUCACUGGAAUCAAACAGCGUGACGAUGAAAUGAAACGUUUGCAACAUGUUCUCCAUGUGCCGGUGCUCCCGGGCAUAUCUCCGUACGCAUACUACAACUACGACUCGCCCGUAUACGACUCGUCCAGCUGGGCUAAAGAGAGGCUGGAAGAAGCGAUGGAACGGAAUGAAGAGAUCAGAGGCAUUGAAAGGGCAGCUUUGAUGGAGGAGCUUUAUAUCGCUUGAUCGGUUUUCAACUGCGACCGUACAUUAUCCAGACAGUGCGUGGGCAGGAUACAUAGAGGCGUGGGGGCCAAGGACGCAGUGAGCAUUGAAGAUUCGGGACAGUGGUUUUGGAAGACUUUACACGUGUAUCUGCAGUAGGGGAUCGAGUUCUCAGCAGCAUUUUCCACUACGGCGGCGAAGUCACGGAACAGCUCUUCAAAAUAGUCAAGCAAGCUGUGUUGCGAUGCACAUUGCAGAGUCUUCACGCCACUGGCUUCACUUUUGCGGAACAGCAGAG
This is a messenger RNA of Cercospora beticola, 919 nucleotides long. RefSeq names its product F-box protein. The record is from RefSeq and is a predicted model, not a curated record. Lineage: Eukaryota; Fungi; Ascomycota; Dothideomycetes; Mycosphaerellales; Mycosphaerellaceae. Gene Ontology annotation, molecular function: protein binding.